UUCGAUCAGUACCUCAAUAAUCCCUACAGGGAGAGUCACUUCCACUCUGAUCCGACGGGUUCUGAAGGAUUAAGGGCUGGCAAUACAGGCCUAGUUGGCGGUUCCGUCCCGCUCUACGACGAGGUUGUCUUAUCAGUGAAACGUAUCAACAAGCACUUCGAAUUCGAUGAAAUAUCAGGAAUAGUGAGCUGCGAUGCAGGAAUGAUCCUCGAAGAGCUCGACAAUCGAGUUGGUCUUCACGGCUACAUGAUGCCGUACGACCUUGGUGCGAAAGGCUCGUGCAUGAUUGGUGGUAAUGUGGCAACCAGUGCCGGUGGUAUACGGCUGCUCCGGUACGGUAGCCUCCAUGCGCAUCUUAUGGGAGUGACUGCGGUUUUGCCUACAGAAGAGGGAACAAUCGUGGAGUUGGGUUCGGCUCACCGCAAAGAUAACACUUCUUUACACACGCCUCACCUUUUCCUUGGAAGUGAGGGCCAACUCGGUGUCAUAACCCGGGUUGUGAUGAGUGCUGCGCCGAAGCCGGCAUCGGUACAGAGCGCCAUGUUAGGAGUGGAUACUUUUGAAUCCUGUUGCGAUGUGCUUCGCCUGGCCAAGCGUCAUCUGUCAGAAAUUCUCUCGUCGUUUGAAUUUCUCGAUCGUGAAACGAUGGUUGUUCUUGACGAAGCGCUUGGACUGAAGCCUGUGCUGCAAUCGAAUCCUCGGUUCACUAUACUCGCCCAGUCAAUUGAGGAAUCGUCAACAAUGUGGCGUCUACGGGAAAGUGCACCGUUAGCGGUGGCAGCCGAUGGUUUUGUCUACAAGAACGAUGUAUCCCUUCCACUGAAGAACUUCUAUCGUUUGACCGAGGAAAUCAGAACGAGGUGUUUUCAAUACAACAGCAUAGUGCAUAUCGGUCACCUUAGGAUGGCAACAGUCAUCUUGAAAUAUGUUGCGAAGGAGACAGACCAAAAUAUCUAUCCGUUCUUGUACGAAUGGGUGAAUGCACAUGGUGGUUCAAUUUCGGCUGAACACGGUAUCGGACAACUGAAACGGCCGUACGCCACCCUUGGGAAGUCGCCAGCAGAAAGGGAUUUGGUGCGUCGGCUCAAAGCGGUGUUCGAUCCGAAGGGCAUUUUAAACCCUUACAAAAGUUUC
Molecule: messenger RNA, 1134 nt
Organism: Ostertagia ostertagi
Lineage: Eukaryota; Metazoa; Nematoda; Chromadorea; Rhabditida; Trichostrongylidae
Source: the annotation of a GenBank genome assembly